Molecule: messenger RNA, 8457 nt
Organism: Cavia porcellus (domestic guinea pig)
Lineage: Eukaryota; Metazoa; Chordata; Mammalia; Rodentia; Caviidae
Gene: Casz1
Product: castor zinc finger 1
Exons: 22
Coding region: 741-6347 (1868 amino acids)
Biological process (GO): positive regulation of transcription by RNA polymerase II; regulation of neuron differentiation
Cellular component (GO): nucleus
Molecular function (GO): RNA polymerase II transcription regulatory region sequence-specific DNA binding; DNA-binding transcription factor activity, RNA polymerase II-specific
Source: RefSeq, a predicted model, not a curated record
UGUGGAGGAAAGAGCCCCCGGACAGGGACACAAACAAGGGGUUUCUAGCCCCCCUCUGCCACUGAUGAGCCCCCGCCUCCCAAGCUCGGGGCUUCAUCUCCUUGGAACCAGAGGAAGGCAUCGGUGGUUCCUCGGUGUCUCCCAAUUCAGGGCAGCUGGAGGUUCCUGCCACCAUCCAGAGCCUCCAGCUGUGCCAUGCAGCAAACCCUCUCCCACAACCUGUCAAACCAGAGAUGCCAGUUUCCCUGAGGCUCCCAGCAGCUCCCGCCCCUAUCUUGUACCAGGCAGAGCCUCUGCAGACUCGGCGGGCAGUGCCCGUGGCCUGUGCCCCGUACACCUGCUUAUUGAUAACCGCGUGUCUGCGUGAACCUUGGGCCAGAGCCCUUUGGUUUGAACUUGCCUUGUUUCGAGAGGCUGACACGUGAGAAAAUUACAAGCAGAGGAGAGGAGUGGUACCUUAUGACAAGAGGCAGCUGUGAAGACAGGGGCAGGCUCGUGCCCAGGGCACACAGACCUCACUGACGGAAGGCAAAGACCACCACCUCCAUCCCACCUGCCUUUCCAGCUGCCCCAGCCACCGAUCCCUCCUUCCUAAGGGGGUCCUGCAACUCCCCAGUGCUACACAUUGGAAUGGACUUCGGACCCUGGCUUCUUGGGGUGCAAAGGAUGAAGUGACCUCCCCGCUACGUUUGAGGCACCUGUAGGACCUGCCACAAGAGUUUGGGACCAAGGAGCGCAGAAUGGAUCUCGGAACAGCUGAAGGCACCCGGUGCCCUGACCCACCUGCAGGAAAGCCCGCGAUGGCGGCCAAGCGCAAAGGUGGCCUGAAGCUCAACGCCAUCUGUGCCAAGCUGAGCCGCCAGGUGGUGGUGGAGAAGGGCGCAGAGGCCGGCUCCCAGGCCGAGGGCAGCCCCCUGCGGCCCCGAGACAAGGAGCGCAGUGGUCCCGAGUCGGGGGUGGCUCGGGCCCCCCGCAGCGAAGAAGACAAGAGGCGGGCGGUGAUCGAAAAGUGGGUCAACGGGGAGUACAGCGAGGAGCCAGCACCCGUGCCCCUGUUGGGGCGAAUCCCCCGAGAGGGCCUGGAGCUGCCACCUGAGGGUGUCUACAUGGUCCAGCCUCAGGCCUGCAGCGAUGAGGAAGACCAUGCAGAAGAGCCCUCCAAAGAGGGGGGUGGCCUCGAGGAGAAGGACUCAGAUGGGGCAGCCUCAAAGGACGACAGUGGCCCCAGUGCCAAGCAGGCCUCAGGAGAGGCCUCCUCACUGCGGGACUAUGCAGCCUCCACCAUGACCGAGUUCCUUGGCAUGUUUGGCUAUGAUGACCAGAACACAAGGGACGAGCUGGCCAGGAAGAUCAGCUUCGAGAAGUUGCAUGCAGGCUCCACCCCCGAGGCGGCCACUUCCUCCAUGCUGCCCACCGCAGAGGACGCCCUCAGCAAGCGGGCACGGUUCUCCAAGUACGAGGAGUACAUCCGCAAGCUCAAGGCCGGGGAGCAGCUCUCCUGGCCAGCCCACAGCACCAAGACGGAGGAGCGGGCGGGCAAGGAGGUGGUGGGUCCCCUGCCCAGCCUGCGGUUGCCUAGCAACACCACCCACCUGGAGACCAAGGCCACCAUCCUGCCCCUGCCAUCACACAGCAGCGUCCAGAUGCAGAACCUAGUAGCCCGUGCCUCCAAGUACGACUUCUUCAUCCAAAAGCUGAAGACGGGCGAGAACCUGCGGCCCCAGAACGGGAGCACCUACAAGAAGCCAUCCAAGUAUGACCUGGAGAACGUCAAGUACUUGCACCUCUUCAAACCCGGGGAGGGCAGCCCUGACAUGGGCGGGGCCAUCGCCUUCAAGACAGGCAAGGUGGGGCGCCCCUCCAAGUAUGAUGUCCGGGGCAUCCAGAAGCCCGGCCCUGCCAAGGUUCCGCCCACCCCCAGCCUGGCUCCUGCACCCCUCGCCAGUGUGCCCAGCGCUCCUAGUGCCCCCGGGCCGGGGCCCGAGCCACCCGCCUCACUGUCCUUCAACGCUCCCGAGUACCUUAAGUCUACCUUCUCCAAAACAGACUCCAUCACCACGGGGACCGUCUCCACCGUCAAGAAUGGAUUGCCCACAGAUAAACCAGCUGUCACCGAAGAUGUAAACAUUUACCAGAAAUAUAUUGCCAGGUUCUCAGGAAGUCAGCACUGCGGCCACAUCCACUGCGCCUACCAGUACCGCGAGCACUACCACUGCCUAGACCCCGAGUGCAACUACCAGAGGUUCACGAGUAAGCAGGAUGUGAUCCGGCACUACAACAUGCACAAGAAGCGCGACAACUCCCUGCAGCACGGCUUCAUGCGCUUCAGCCCCCUGGACGACUGCAGCGUCUACUACCACGGCUGCCACCUCAAUGGAAAGAGCACCCACUACCACUGCAUGCAGGUGGGCUGUAACAAGGUGUACACAAGCACGUCCGACGUGAUGACGCACGAGAACUUCCACAAGAAAAAUACACAGCUCAUCAACGAUGGCUUCCAGCGCUUCCGAGCCACCGAGGACUGCGGCACGGCUGACUGCCAGUUCUACGGACAGAAAACCACGCACUUCCACUGCAGGCGCCCCGGCUGCACAUUCACCUUCAAGAACAAGUGUGACAUCGAGAAGCACAAGAGCUACCACAUCAAGGACGACGCCUAUGCCAAGGACGGCUUCAAGAAGUUCUACAAGUACGAGGAGUGCAAGUACGAGGGCUGCGUGUACAGCAAGGCCACCAACCACUUCCACUGCAUCCGCGCCGGCUGCGGCUUCACCUUCACCUCCACCAGCCAGAUGACCUCCCACAAGCGCAAGCACGAGCGCCGCCACGUCCGCUCCUCCGGCGUGCUGGGGCUGCCGCCCUCGCUGCUGGGCGCCAAGGACACGGAGCACGAGGAGUCCAGCAACGACGACCUGGUUGACUUCUCUGCCCUGAGCAGCAAGAACUCCAGCCUCAGCGCCUCCCCCACCAGCCAGCAGUCCUCCGCGUCCCUGGCUGCCGCCGCCGCCGCCGCCGCCACCGCCACCACCGCCACCGAGGCCAUGCCCAGCGCCACCAAGCCUCCCAACAGCAAGGUCUCGGGGCUGCUGCCCCAGGGCCUGCCUGGCUCCAUCCCACUGGCCCUGGCCCUCUCCAACUCUGGGCUGCCCACCACCGCGCCCUAUUUCCCCCUGCUUCCUGGAAGGGGGAGCACUUCCCUGCCCGUGGGUGCCCCCGGCCUCCUGGGUGCCAUGUCAUCAGGGGCAGCGGCCUCGGCAGCCCCUGACACGCCUGCUCUGGUGGCCUCCGGAGCUGGAGAUUCGGCCCCGGUAGCUGCCACCUCUGUGCCAGUGGCCCCUGCCUCCAUCAUGGAGAGGAUCUCUGCAAGCAAAGGCCUCAUCUCGCCCAUGAUGGCCAGACUGGCUGCGGCCGCCCUCAAGCCCUCUGCCACCUUUGACUCAGGAAGUGGGCAGCCGGCCGCCCCCGCCAGGUUCCCCCCAGCCCAGGUGAAGCAGGAGCCCUGCAGCGGGGACAGCGCUGGUGCCCCGGGCCCACACGAGGCUGCCCAGGACCGCAGUCUUGACCUGACUGUGAAGGAGCCCAGUAAUGAAUCAAAUGGCCACGCAGUCCCAGCCAAUUCAUCUCUUUUAUCCUCGCUUAUGAAUAAGAUGUCUCAGGGCAACCCCGGGCUCGGCGGCCUGCUGAACAUCAAGGUGGAAGCAGAUGGGAGCCCCACGGUGGAGCCCUCGCCCUUCCUGGGCAAGGCCAUGAAGGCGCUGGUUCAGGAGAAGCUGUCGGAGCCCUGGAAGGCGUACCUCCGCAGGUUCGGUACCAAGGACUUCUGUGACGCCCAGUGUGACUUUCUGCACAAGGCCCACUUCCACUGUGUGGUGGAGGAGUGUGGCGCGCUCUUCAGCACCCUGGACGGGGCCAUCAAGCACGCAAACUUCCACUUCCGGACAGAGGGAGGAGCAGCGAAAGGCAAUGCAGAGGCUUCUUUCCCAGCCUCUGCCGCCGAGACCAAGCCUCCCCUGGCACCCGCGUCCCCUCCGGCACCCACUGGCACCACAGUCCCGGGGUCUUCUUUGGAAGGGCCCACUCCCAACUCGGCCUCGGUGCCCUCCACCCCCACCCUGCUCGCCUGGAAGCAGCUGGCUUCCGCCAUACCCCAGAUGCCUCAGAUGCCCGCGUCAGUGCCUCACCUGCCCGCCUCACCCUUGGCGACGACUUCUCUAGAGAACGCCAAGCCCCAGGUCAAACCCGGAUUCCUCCAGUUCCAGGAGAAUGAUCCUUGCCUCGCCACGGACUGCAAGUACGCCAACAAGUUCCACUUCCAUUGUCUCUUUGGGAACUGCAAGUAUGUCUGCAAGACCUCCGGCAAGGCUGAGUCCCACUGCCUGGACCACAUCAACCCCAACAACAGCCUGGUGAACGUGCGAGACCAGUUCGCUUACUAUUCCCUGCAGUGUCUCUGUCCCAACCAGCACUGCGAGUUCCGGAUGCGCGGGCACUACCAUUGCCUCCGGACCGGCUGCUAUUUUGUGACCAACAUCACCACCAAGCUGCCGUGGCACAUAAAGAAGCAUGAGAAGGCUGAGCGGCGGGCGGCCAAUGGGUUCAAGUACUUCACCAAGCGCGAGGAGUGUGGCCGGCUAGGCUGCAAGUACAACCAGGUGAACAGCCACUUCCACUGCAUCCGGGAGGGCUGCCAGUUCUCCUUCCUGCUCAAGCACCAGAUGACCUCCCACGCGCGGAAGCACAUGCGGAGGAUGCUGGGGAAGAACUUCGACCGCGCGCCCCCGGCCCAGGGCCCGCCAAGCCUGAUGGACGCCGAGACGGAUGAGGGCAUGGACUACACGGGCUGCAGCCCGGGCGCCGCCUCCUCCGAGUCGUCCACCAUGGACCGGAGCUGCUCCAGCACGCCGGUGGGCAACGAGAGCACAGCGGCAGGCUGCCCGGCUCCUCCUCCUCCUCCUCUUCCUCCUCCUGCUGCCGCUGGUGACGAGGCUGCCCGCGGGGCCCCGCAGCCCCCCCUGGCUCCGUCCUUCCCCCCGGCCGUGCUGCGGCCGGCCCUCCCCACCCUCCCAUGCCUCUUCUCUCCGUCCUGUCUCUCAUACUCUCUGCUCGGUGCCAGCCUGGGAGCCAGCCGGGGCCUGGCCCACCCCAUCAGCAGCCCGCCCAGCUUCCCGCCCAUCACUGCCAGUCCAACUCCAGUAAAAAGUGACGUCCCCCUAGUUCAGGACGCCGCAGGGAACACCAUCUCCAUGCCCACCGCCUCAGGGGCCAAAAAGCGCUUCUGGAUCAUCGAGGACAUGUCGCCCUUUGGCAAGCGGCGGAAGACGGCCUCCUCACGCAAGAUGCUGGACGAGGGCAUGAUGCUGGAGGGCUUCCGGCGCUUCGACCUCUACGAAGACUGCAGGGACACGGCCUGCCAAUUCUCGCUCAAGGUCACGCACUACCACUGCACGCGGGAGAACUGCGGCUACAAAUUCUGCGGGCGCACGCACAUGUACAAGCACGCGCAGCACCACGACCGCGUGGACAACCUGGUGCUGGACGACUUCAAACGCUUCAAGGCCUCGCUCAGCUGCCACUUCGCCGACUGCCCGUUCUCGGGCACCAGCACGCACUUCCACUGCCUGCGCUGCCGCUUCCGCUGCACCGACAGCACCAAGGUCACGGCGCACCGCAAGCACCACGGCAAGCAGGACGUGAUCAGCGCCGCGGGCUUCUGCCAGUUCAGCUCGAGCGCCGACUGCGCGGUGCCCGACUGCAAGUACAAGCUCAAGUGCUCGCACUUCCACUGCACCUUCCCCGGCUGCCGCCACACGGUGGUGGGCAUGUCGCAGAUGGACUCGCACAAGCGCAAGCACGAGAAGCAGGAGCGCGGGGAGCCGCCCGCAGCCUCGCCCUCGCCCUCACCCUCCCCGGGGGGCCUGGAGGGGGCGCUGGCGCUGGGCGCCGAGCCCGGGGGGUCCCUGCUCUUCCUGCAGUCAGCGGCCGCCGCCGGCCUGGGCCUGGCGCUAGGUGACGCGUGUGACCCCGGCCCGCCCGCCGCCACAGCUGCAGCCCCCGGCCCGAAGGAGGGGCCCGCUGGGCCUGGCCCAGCCGGCGCUGGCAUCCAGGCCACGGGGGAGUCCUCCCAGGAGGACGAGGAGGAGGAGCUGGAGCUGCAGGAGGAGGAGGCCGAGGAUGACGACGACGAGGACGACAACGAGGAUGACGAGGAUGAGGACGAGGAUGAAGACGAGGAGGACGAGGACCUGCGCACCGACUCGGAGGAGUCCCUGCCGGAGGCUGGGGCUGAGACCCCGGCCCUGGCCGCCCUGGGCACCCCAGGGCCAGCGCCUGCCGCUGCCUCGCCCUAGGUCACACGGUCGCCCUGCCGUCUGUGUCUGUGACGCUGCCCUCUGUACAGAGCCCCCCGCCCACCCGCUUGUCCGGACCUGGGAGGGGAGGUACCCGCGCCCCGCCGGUGCUUCUGGACCCCGAGUCCGUCUCAGGACAGAGGCGGGGACCCCUGGUGCUCCGGGCCAGACGCACAGCUCAGCGGCUGGAAGCCUAGGCCGCCCGAGGACCCUGCAUGGCUGCAGUCGGGGAUCUUCAGGGAAAGCGCAGGUGCUCCCGUCAGGGGACCCCAUAGUCAGCACCACACCGCGCAGGCCAGACUGUCCACUGCUCAGGACCCAGGGCUGCCGGGGACACCUAGGAACCCGCCCCGUUGCUGGGGCAGCCAGCACCUGCAGCCUCCAGCAGGGGCCCCCAACCAAGUGCAGCUAAGAUGCCCCUUUACCCAGGGCAGGGUGGGCAGGAGGUGGCCAGCGUGGGUGACACUGCAGGGACGUGGAGGGAAUCCUGGAAUCAGCCCGCCCCAGGGCCCAGCUGCCGCACUGUCCCCUCCCCUGGGCUGGGGUCAGGUCUGUGCAGUUUUCCAGUCACCCCCAAAGCGGAAGCUGUGUCCCCGCGACCUGGGGCCGAGGUCUCAGCCAGCCUGGUGGUGCAGACCAGAAAGAUGUGGCUGUUUUGGCUUUAAUAUUCAGAAUGGGAAAAGAUACCAGAAAGCUGUACAGUAUUUUCCUGCAAAGGUUAUUAUUCUCCAUAGAACAAAAAGAGUAAACAGCAGGCGGGCGCGGCGGGCCACCUCCGGACCAGCCCGGGGUUGGGGAGCCGAGUGCAAUGUCCCCGCGGGGUUGUGGGUGGCGCUGAUUUCGAGGCCUUAGCGGUCUGAGGCCAUCUGUCUUCACACUAGCACUGAUGGAGCCGCACGACCCCGCUUCUAACUUGAAUUUUGUAGAGACAAGAAAAACAGACUCUUACUGUUGAUCCAAGUUCGUAAUUAAUUUAACAUUUGAGUUUCCUCUCAGUUCUGUGUGGCUUUGUAGGGCGCUCUCCUCGUUCCAGUUUGUUUUGUUUGGGGUGCUUCUUUGCUGGUGCAGCCCACCCAGACCUGGUCCCCUUUUCAAAAUCUCUCUUCCUGGGGUGGCGGGGCCUUCCGAGCCUCACACAGGCUUACCUGCAGGUGCACCGGGCGGGGCCACAGGCCAGGCCAGGGCUGUCACCAGAGGCGCCUGGCCGGAGCUCUCCAGGGAUCCUGCUAGCAGGGCAUGGCUUUCUUUCCUUUUUUUUUUUUUUUUUUUUUUCUUUAGGGUCUUGCUUUGUAGUUCAGGCUGGCCUUGAACUCACUGUGUAGUCUAGGCUGGCCUUGAAUUUGCAGCGAUCCCUCCUGCCUCAGCCUCCCUUUCCUUUUUUAUCUUUGGUGUGUGUGUGUGUGUGUAUCCCCUCUGCCACCCACAGCCAGAAAGCCAGGCCCAUCCCAACUGGAGAGGAGUAGGAAGGGCAGGAGGAGUGGUCAUAGUGUACUGAGUUCAACAGGAAGUAGGCUGAGUCCCACGCCCUCCCCAGAGCCCCCCGAGUUCUGUGGGUGCCCGUGCUGCUGCGGAGCGGGGCGCAGGCUCCACACUCCCAUGGGACCCUGUGUCUGUGGAAGGAGUUUUGUAAAGGAAAAAUAAAGUUUUUCAAUGUAGCAGCAUAAAACCAAGAAAAAAAAAAAAGAGAGGACGCGGACAGCGCCCAGUCCGGCCUCUGUCCCCUUCACAUUGCACACUAGGACUAUAAGCCAUUGCUAGCUCAUUUGGGAUUUUAAUGUGUAAUUUUAUUUUCUUUCUGUGGGGAAAACGAUGCUUGAUCCACCGAUGCUCUUUUUAAUGUUUUAUAACUAUGUAUGUGUAUAUAUAUAAAUAUAAAAUAAUAUGUAUGCACAUAUGUGUGUAUAUAUCUAUAUGUAUAUACAUAUAUAGAUAUAUAGAGAUAUAUAGAGAGGUUUUGAGACAAAAAAAAAAUGCAGACCGUGAAACCGAACUGAACAGCGUGUGCUCUGAUUACUUGAAUCUGGUCUCCUCGGCACCUGGUUAUUAAGAACUGAAUAUUUUUCCACUUGAAUUUAGUGCUAUUAGAAAUUUAAUAUAUGUGUUUUAUUUA